Molecule: messenger RNA, 1599 nt
Organism: Anisakis simplex (herring worm)
Lineage: Eukaryota; Metazoa; Nematoda; Chromadorea; Rhabditida; Anisakidae
Source: the annotation of a GenBank genome assembly
AUGACGGAUGUAGAAUUGACUACGGCUCAGAAAGAAACUCUUCGAAUGGAAGUGAAAGCAUUAGGUGAUCAAAUUAGAGCCCUAAAGGAAUCAAAGGCCGAUGCUGAGCUGAUCAAAGAGAAAAUUGCUAAAAUGUUGGAAAAGAAGAAACUACUUGGUGAUGAAGGUGGUGGCAAGUUUGUGUUGAAAUGCCCGAAAGGAACGCGUGAUUAUGGUCCGAAAGCAAUGGCAAUUCGCGAGAAGGUGUUACGAAUUGUCACAGAUAGUUUUAAAAGACACGGUGCAGAGACGAUUGAUACACCAGUAUUCGAAUUAAGAGAUGUUUUGUUGGGUAAAUAUGGCGAAGAGGGUGGAAAAUUGAUCUUUGAUUUAGCUGACCAAGGCGGUGAACUGCUCAGUCUACGUUAUGAUCUCACCGUACCAUUCGCUCGUUACUUAGCCAUGAAUAAAGUGACGAAUAUCAAACGAUACCACAUCGCGAAGGUUUAUCGUCGCGAUCAGCCAGUUAUGACACGAGGCCGUUAUCGAGAAUUCUUUCAGUGUGAUUUUGAUAUUGCUGGGCAGUACGACGCUAUGUUACCCGAGGCAGAGUGCUUGAAGGUUAUCGAUGAGGUGUUAACUUCGUUGGAUUUAGGUGAUUUCCAAAUCAAGCUCAAUCAUCGUCUUAUGUUGGAAGGAAUGUUCGCAGUGAGUGGUAUGAAAGAAUCGGAUUUCAAGACUGUGUGUUCAUCAAUUGAUAAACUCGACAAAGUUGCAUGGAGUGAGGUUCGAAGUGAGCUCAUUGAUGAGAAGCACAUCGACCAAAAUGCAGUUGACAAGUUGCAAAAGUUCGUCAGAAUACGAGAUCAGAAUGUUACGGCGUCGAAUGAAGAGUUGUUGAAAUUCUUCGAAAAGGAUACUGAAACGGGUGCGAAUGCAUCAGUAAAGAAAGCAGUCACUGACAUGAGACUUCUGCUUGAUUAUUGUUCUAUUUAUGGUAUCGACAAGAAUAUUCAAUUCGAUCCGGCAUUGGCGCGAGGAUUGGAUUAUUAUACCGGAGCGAUAUUCGAAACUGUUGUGAAGGGUUAUACUAUGGAAUGUCAGAGUGGAGAUGAUAAAAGGAAUGGAACAGCUUCAGCAGAUGAGAUCUCGUCGACAAAUGUUGGUUCAGUGGCUGCUGGCGGUCGAUAUGAUAAUCUAGUGGCCAUGUUUUCACCAAAGAAACAAGCAGUGCCAUGUGUUGGUGUAUCAUUUGGAAUCGAACGUCUCUUCAGUAUUAUGGAAAUGAAAGCUGAGUCGGAAAAGUCAACAGUUCGUACUACAGAAACACAAGUUUUCGUUGCAUCAGCACAAAAGAAUUUGUUACGAGAACGGAUGAAACUGUGUAAAUUAUUGUGGGAGAAUGAUGUGAACGCAGAAAUGGCAUAUAAGGCAAAUCCAAAAAUGUUAACACAAUUGCAAUAUUGUGAAGAGCGUUCAAUACCGUUAGUUCUGAUUGUUGGUGAACGCGAGUUGCAAGAGGGUGUUGUAAAAAUCCGGAACGUAGAGAAUAGGCAAGAAAAUGAUGUUCCGCUCGCGGACUUAAUUGAUGAGCUUCGAAAGCGUUUGGCGUGUUGUUAA